CCCUUGUGCCCAGUUCUCUGCUAUUGUUGUUCACAGACUCCAGUUACCUUAUUGUUUCCUUGACUGUUGUCACUUGUGUGUAGUGAGAAUGUGUGACAUUAUGUCUGUGGAACAGCUGCUGCAGAACCUCUUGGAAGGUUUUACCAGUUAUGAAAAUGAGAUUUUUGAAUCGGAUUAUUUGGAACUAGAAGAACUCCCAGAUACUGAUGAGCCCGUUUACAUUCUGGGAAAACAGUAUGACAUUAAAACAGAAAAAUGUGAUCUUCUCUCAGACAUUACCUCCCGUUUGUGGUUUACAUAUAGAAAGAAGUUUUCUCCCAUAGGUGGAACGGGACCUUCGUCUGAUGCUGGCUGGGGAUGUAUGCUGAGAUGUGGACAGAUGAUGCUGGCACAGGCCUUAAUCUGCCAGCAUUUAGGCAGAGAAUGGAGAUGGGAAAAACAUAGAAAACAGCCAGAAGAAUAUUACCAAAUCCUACAGUGUUUUCUAGACAGAAAAAACUGUUGUUAUUCCAUUCAUCAGAUGGCACAGAUGGGAGUUGGAGAAGGAAAGUCUAUAGGAGAAUGGUUUGGACCAAAUACUGUGGCUCAGGUUUUAAAGAAACUUGCUGUGUUUGAUGAGUGGAACUCAUUAGCUGUCUAUGUUUCCAUGGACAACACGGUGGUCAUCGAAGAUAUAAGGAAAAUGUGCCGCUAUCAGCCACACACGUGGAGCACAGCGCAGAGCGAACCUUACACACACCAAAGUGCUUGGAGCAGAGACCCAUCAGAGCAGUGUUCUGCCUGGAGGCCGCUGCUGCUAGUUGUACCACUGCGUCUGGGAAUUAACCACAUUAACCCUGUUUAUAUCGAUGCUUUUAAGGAAUGUUUUAAAAUGCCACAGUCACUAGGAGUAUUAGGUGGAAAACCAAAUAACGCCUAUUAUUUCAUAGGCUUUUCAGGGGACGAGCUUAUUUACCUAGAUCCUCACACAACUCAGACCUUUGUGGACACAGAAGAAGCUGGCACGGUGCAGGAUCAAACGUACCACUGCCAAAAAAAUCCUAAUAGGAUGAAGAUUCUGAAUCUGGACCCCUCAGUAGCAUUAGGAUUUUUUUGCAAAGAAGAAGCAGAUUUUGAUACUUGGUGUACUACCGUAGAGAAGGAAAUAUUAAAGAAUCAGAGUUUACGGAUGUUUGAAGUUGCUCCAAAGCAUCCUCCUCACUGGCCUCCAUUCAUCCCACCAACCAAGCCAGAGGUCUCCACAACAGGUGCCGAACUAAUUGAAUCCACUGAUAAACUGUUUGAAGAGGAAGAGUUUGAGAUCCUGACCGUGUGACAAGGUGUCAAGUGUUGACUAUUAGUGGAUCGCUGAUACUCCAACCUUUGCUAGCCAGAAAGUGCCUCAAACACGAUCGAUCACAGAGCACAAUCCAGGGGCAUUGGACUAACGGCAGAAGUUGUAUGGAAACCUCCAUGGGGAGAAUCACACCGCUACCUUGCAUGUUCCUGUCUCUGGGAUCACACGGCAGGUUGUUUACAGCCACACUCAGUGUGUCCAAGGUGCUGGUUGUCAGACACUUGGGCUUAAGUCGUUGCAGGCCAGUGUAUUCUACAGUAUAUCAGUAGCGACAAUGGUUGCCUGUCCCUUUUGCAAUACCCUAACCCAUAGUAGCCUACGGGAUUUUUGCAUAUUAUUUAACACUUCCAUGCUGGAAAACUGUAUGUAAUUUGUAAGACUCAUAACAAUAAUUUGGGGUUUCUACGUAUGUAUUAUUGACUUUUUUCCAUGGAGCGUUUUCUGUGUUAUGUCCUCCCUGGUAAUGAUGCAAUUGUCUGAGUGUAUGAUAAGAUCCAGGCAGCAUUCUGUACUCUAUUUUUAUGUUGCAAUGUCUGAAUGAUGUCUGUCGAUGACAUACGGUGAGUAAUGUUUUUUUAUAGCUGCCGCAGUUUGUAAGAUUUACCGACAAUCACUUAUUACAAUUGUGCCAAUUCAUUUACACCAUUCACAUUCAUAGCAAUACGCUUUGUGAAAGGAGCCAUCUCCUUACAUACAAUACAUUGAAACAACAGAAUUUCUCUUCUGCACUUUUUUAUAUAGAUUUUAAGCAUUAUACUGUAAGCGUAUGUGGAAAGGUAUUAGUGGGACACGGAGAGGUAAGCAGGCAGUGUUUUUUUUACUUUUCACUACAUGAUAACUUUACCGCACUCAGGUUUGGUUUACUACGCAUGAAUAAAUUAAUUGUGUAUUAUUCACAAA
This is a messenger RNA of Bufo gargarizans (Asiatic toad), 2236 nucleotides long. It is a transcript of the gene ATG4A, whose product is annotated as autophagy related 4A cysteine peptidase. The transcript has 13 exons. The record is from RefSeq and is a predicted model, not a curated record. Gene Ontology annotation, molecular function: protein-phosphatidylethanolamide deconjugating activity. Lineage: Eukaryota; Metazoa; Chordata; Amphibia; Anura; Bufonidae. The coding region runs from base 89 to 1315 and encodes 408 amino acids.